CGCCAGCCGUGGUGAUUUGCUUAAACUCCCUAGUGACAUCAACCGGUCCACCAUCUUAAUAAGAUGCAUGGUCUCCCCAGACUCCUGAGGUCGUGCUAUCAGGACAAAAUUAACAUAUCGAAUUCCCUCACGUUCCUGAACCUCGCACAUCCACGGGUUAAAAUAGGAAGGGUGAAUAGGGAUGGUAAAGAGUUCAGCUUUUAAAGAAGUACAAGCUUUGAUGUGACUCCUUCAAGAUAAUGCACGAGUACGUGUAAAAAUGGAGGGAAUUUUCUUUUGCUAAUGAAAAAUUUAUAUUGAAUUUCCAAGGUCACAUUAUUUCUCGUGCUAAUUGUCAGCUUUUAUUGCUAAAAUUGAGGCAUCUUAUGGACAGCUGGAUUUGUUUGGAAGUAGUUCAACCACGAUCGGUUUUCGUUCAGUCAGGCGACAGCUGGUAAUGGUCUCGGAAAACCAGUCGAAUUCAUACCUGUCAACGCACGUGCUAUUGAUGUAGUGGAGCAGGGGAAGGUCGCAAGGUGUGAUGUACCCCCGCUCUGAUAUGACAAAGUAGUAAUUUAUAAUAAUGAAACAUCCUAGUAUCCCCCCCUAAAUUCCACUUAGACGCUGGUGAAGGACCCCCCUAAAAACAAUUUUAUUUUGCGCCACUUUGUAGGAAAACGUAGCUUUGGCAAUUUUCCAUUUUAUUGCUAAUCUACGCAUAUUGUUUUUAACGAUGAAGCAGCUGCAAUGAGCGGAACUGUUAACGAUUUGAAUCUGACGUCCAUGCGAGGGAAUGAUUUUCGAUAUUUCAACAAACCUGACUUACAAGUAAGAAAAGCCUUUCGUCUUUACGGAUUGCUUCUUGUGCAAGGAUAGUCAAUCUGGAAACUUCGUUGGAGUGUUUUUUACGAUGGCAAAAUGCUACCGAUCAUGAAGUAUUGUUUAUUUUUAUUUCAUUUUUUUUUUUCGUUCUUUUAUGAGAACACAUUUUUAACUUUAAAGAACUUCAUGAAAAAUUAAAAAGGAAAAUUCUCACAAUUGUUUUUUAGUAAUGAGUGAUCUGAAUAAGGCAUCUUAAAAAGAGGACGUUUCGUGGAUGUGUGUGCCUGAAUUAAAGUUAAAAUAUGCACAAACAUCAAAAGAAGACUUCUUUUAAUUGGCUUUUUUUUUCAAUUAGGAAUUUUGCAACCUCUGCUGACAACUGGGUAUCAUAGCAACGCGAACUGGGCGCUAAGUUCCCGUCCAAUCUUCUUAAAUAAUUAGACAACAUCGUUUUUGAAAGUCAUUUCGACACUGCAUUGAUGACGGUGCUCUCUUAAUGAGCUGUCAACCGAAGCAACCGAGCUAGAAAUGGAAGCAUUGACUCGAGAACAAAUUGGAGAAUACCGGGAAGCCUUUAAAUGCUUUGACUUAAACGAAAAUGGCACAUUAUCGACCAAGGAAUUGAAAUAUGCCAUGCGCAUGCUCGGAUCAAACCCCACUGAUUCUCAAGUGCAAGAGCUGGUGAAUGAAAAAGAUUUUGAUGGAGAUGGUACAAUCAAUUUUGAAGAAUUUGUAAAUAUGAUCGAGGAACGAAAUAGCAUGGAGGACGAAGAUAAUUUAGUUACGAUAUUUAGUGUAUUCGAUCCUGAACAUAACGGCUUUGUUGAGGGAAAAAAUAUAAAGAAGUCGCUGCUUUGUCUGACUGAUGUUCCCACGGAGGAACUGGAUGAGAUUAUAGAAAAAGCCAGAAUAACAGAUGGCAGAAAAUUAACGAUGGAAGAGUUUUCUUCUCUCCUCGUGCCACUGAUAUACAAGUCGGGACGAGGACUACGGUAUCAUGAAAAAAGUCGGAGAAAGAGCAGAAACUUUGAAGCGAUCUCAGAGUCAAAUGUUUGAUAUAUUUAAAAGUUUUUUAUUCAUUACCCUAUUAUAUGAUAUAGUGGAUAAUUUUUCUUCUGAGCCGUAGAAAGCAGACCCUCCCUUAAAUGUAAAUCCGGUUUUUGUUAGUUUGUUUUUUUCUUUCAAACAUCGAAUUUCUAGGUGGUCUUGCAAUAACGUGUGAAUUAGUUUGGGGGAGCUUAGAGAUAACACGAUUGCGGAACUGUUUUUCUGAUAAAAAAGGUGUCAUGCACUCCUAGACGGGUGACGAAAAUGAUCAAUAAGUUUUAAUAGACGCUUAAACAAACCUAUGUCUCUAUGGCUUUUCUCUCGAAAAAGGGACAUUUUAACCGGCAGUCGAAAGUGCAUCCGUUAAUUCGCUUCAAUUCGCUUUGGCAUUGGUCUAGAAAUCUCACACCAACUUCUUAGCCAAUCAGAUUCAAAAUUAAAACUCAUCGCGACUGUGGUCACCCGCGUUUUCCCGUGCUCUGCUGCUUUUUACUUCAUUCGACGUUGGCUUCUUGUCAUAUUUUUCUACGCUCUGAUUGGCUUCACGGCUACUAUCAAUAGAUAGUUAUUGGUUUACUACCUGAUCUCUUCCGAAUACUGGCGCUAAAAACAAUCCUUUUGAAGAUUGCAUCACCCGAGGCAUCCUAAUUUUUGUUAUGGCGUUAUUCUUAGGCUCAUCUCAGAAGCGUUGCGUGAAAUUGCGUGACGCGUAAGAAGGUCUCGCUUGUAUAUUUCGUUAUCCCCUAAUAAAUUUAAGUUGUACUCAUGGACCAGUCAUUAUUUAUUGCUUGGAGGGGG
Stylophora pistillata is the source of this 2646-nucleotide messenger RNA. RefSeq lists its product as uncharacterized. The record is from RefSeq and is a predicted model, not a curated record. NCBI's taxonomy places the organism in Eukaryota, Metazoa, Cnidaria, Anthozoa, Scleractinia, Pocilloporidae. Gene Ontology annotation, cellular component: myosin II complex. Gene Ontology annotation, molecular function: calcium ion binding.